UUCUAUAAUCUAAUUAAUUAACAACUGAAAUCGAACGUUUAAGCCCUUAAAAUGAGCAAAAUAAUUGCAGAACAAGUUUGACUUGUUUUAUUUCAGUUUUGUGUUAGUUGUUGUUUGUUUAUGUGGGCUACAGCACCGCAAGCUCGUUAUCAGCGCAACCUGUUUUCUAAAGCUGCAUAAAUUAAGUCAACACUUAGAAUUCACUACAAAAUGGGUCUACUGCGAAAUCUAGUCGACAGAAGCAUCCAGUUCAGUGGCACUGCUAAACAGAUUUGGCAGCCAACUUGCAAUCGCUUGCUACCCUCAAUUUAUAAAAUGUCCACUAAUGCGAAUGUUUCUGUUGCCCCUUCCCAUGAUGCCAAACAGCCAAUACUUUACUCGUAUUGGCGCAGCUCGUGCUCCUGGCGCGUGCGCAUUGCGAUGAAUCUGAAGGAGAUACCCUACGAUAUCAAGCCGAUCAGUUUGAUCAAGUCGGGGGGCGAACAGCAUUGUAAUGAGUACCGCGAGGUCAAUCCAAUGGAGCAGGUGCCGGCGUUGCAAAUCGAUGGGCAUACGUUGAUCGAGUCGGUGGCCAUAAUGCACUAUCUGGAGGAGACACGCCCGCAGCGUCCGCUCUUGCCGCAGGAUGUGCACAAACGGGCGAAGGUGCGCGAGAUCGUCGAGAUCAUUUGCUCGGGCAUACAGCCGCUCCAGAACCUUAUUGUGCUCAUACAUGUAGGUGAGGAAAAGAAAAAAGAGUGGGCACAGCAUUGGAUCACUCGCGGCUUCCGUGCCGUAGAAAAGGCACUGUCCACCUCUGCCGGCAAGUACUGCGUCGGCGACGAGAUUUCUAUGGCCGACUGCUGCCUAGUACCGCAGGUUUUUAAUGCCAGAAGAUUCCACGUGGAUUUGCGCCCCUAUCCCAUCAUUUUGCGCAUCGAUCGCGAGCUCGAGAGCAAUCCGGCCUUCCGAGCUGCCCAUCCCUCCAAUCAGCCGGACUGUCCGCCGGAGCUGCCAAACAAAUAGAAUUUUCCGUCGACAACUGCAAAGCGCCGAAAAACGAAAAAGUGAAUUGCAGUUCGUACAACCAACAAACAAGGAGCAAAGUAAAUUGUGAACUAGGGAAGGAUGACGAAACAGAUUCUGUGGCCUAAUUCUGGCCGGGUAAACAGAAAACUCUGCGCAGCAACAGUCGGAUGUGAUUUAAAAAGAAUUGCUAACAGCAUUUAAAAAUAUUUUGUAAUCUAUGCAUAAAUGCAUAAAAAUAUGUAUUUGAAUAAAAAUAAAAACUUUUGAUUGGAA
Scaptodrosophila lebanonensis is the source of this 1281-nucleotide messenger RNA. RefSeq names its product probable maleylacetoacetate isomerase 2. Gene Ontology annotation, molecular function: glutathione transferase activity; maleylacetoacetate isomerase activity. Bases 211 to 1005 code for a protein of 264 amino acids. The transcript is spliced from 3 exons. Lineage: Eukaryota; Metazoa; Arthropoda; Insecta; Diptera; Drosophilidae. Gene Ontology annotation, biological process: glutathione metabolic process; L-phenylalanine catabolic process. The record is from RefSeq and is a predicted model, not a curated record. Gene Ontology annotation, cellular component: mitochondrion; cytoplasm.